Molecule: messenger RNA, 2739 nt
Organism: Arctia plantaginis
Lineage: Eukaryota; Metazoa; Arthropoda; Insecta; Lepidoptera; Erebidae
Source: the annotation of a GenBank genome assembly
AUGGAUAGCGUCAAACCGGAGGGGCCUUCCGGGCCUGUGCACUUGGACACAGUAAGAGCUCUUCACCAAACUGUGGUGUCACUCAGGACUGCACUUGAACUAUCUAAAAAUGAACUUAAGCAGUUAAAAGAGAAAUAUGAACAGCACUCUCAUUGUUUAGAAUAUGCUGAUGUUAUAGAAAAACUGACUUUAGAGAAUCACAUACUGAGACGUAAAAUAAUAGAUUCAGGAUUUGAAGACCCCAAUGCACAGAACAUAAGGUUGGAAGUUACUUAUAGCCCUCGAUCUCAACAUCCUGAAGACUACACAAGCAGUGAAAUUGUGAUUGCAACAGCAACUGAUGGCAACAUCACAGCAGAUGAGCCAGAGCCUAUUGCAAGAGAGUCUGAUGAGAACAGCAAUGUUUCUUCUGAUGUAAAGUUGGUUGUAAUAUCUGAAGAAGUUUCUGGCUCACCUGAAUUGAAUAUUUCUGGGGAAAUAACUGCACCUGAUAUCACAAACAACAAUACUGAUGUAGGGGAACUCUCUCAGAUCCCAAGUUUACCAAGAGAAACCGAAUUAAGUGAAGAACAACAUCAACCAAGCUUUAAAACUAAACUCGAACUCUUGUCAAAAUUUGAUGUUAGAAUAAAAGUGCGUACCUUAAAAGAAGGAUCUGUAAUUUCAAGUACAACAUCAGAAAGUGACUCAAGUGAAUUCAAGAAAGACUUUGACAAGGAUUCAGAAGAUAAAAGAGAGAAGACAGAAAAAAAAGACUCAAAUUUUGAAGUAAAAUCAGACCCAUUUGAUAAUAAUAAAACCAUACAUAUAAAAUCCUAUUCUACAGAUAACAUUAGGAUGGCAGUGCCAAAUGAGGCUGAUGUGAAAAGUAAAACGGACAAGUUUGAUGUUCAAGUGAAGAUUACCUCCGAAGAGAAUUUAGUUGUAAAGGAGAAUGUGGAGAGAAGCCGGAGAAAAGACACACUGAAUUUAGAUGUUGAUGAUUUGAGUCUAAGGUCGAUGUCCGAAGGCGACAACUCGGUGUUCUCGGAAGGCGGUACCACACCGAAAGAUCCUAAUGCAGCAACUGUAACUGAUGACAAGAACGAAGACAAUGCGAGCGGCAACGAGUCAGAGGAAGUCGAUGAUAUCGAACUCAUAUUUACCACCGAUGAAUCCAAAGAUAUGAGUAAUUUGCAGGAAGAUCUGGUAUCAAUACGCGAAACAGACCAGUGGGGUCCACCUUCAUCUUCAACAACCCAUUCCACACCGGUGCUCAUCAAGUUUCACACCUUAGAUCCGGACUUUCAACCAGGAACUGAAACCAAAGACACCACUACCGAUCAUCCAGAAAAACAUGUCCCAGUUCCAGAAACUUUGAAAGUUAAAAGAGUUUCACUACCGAACGACAAAGAGAUUAAGCAUGUAGCUUUUAAUGCGAAAGGUAACUUAGAAAUACCAAACCGAAGCAUUCUCAAGAGCUGUGACAAUAAGUCUGAUAAUAUGUUGUACAGAAGAAGUCCCAAUACGAGCUCCAGGAGGCUGGACAGUGUUGACAGUUUAACUUGUGAGUACAAUCAAGGGAUGAGUUUCGAUAAUACGAAGUCCUCUAGCUUCGAGCUCGGGUCCAGCAUGGACAUCCUUCACAGAGAUGAGAGCGUGGACAGCUUUCAUAGGAAUAUAUAUUUGGGGCACAGAUAUUCUGUAUUCGCGGAGACUGAUAUCUCGAAAUGUGGUACUUCUGAAGACGACCUGGCCAUGAAUUUGAAUGUGAGGAGGAAUACUUGUCCUAAUCCAUUCCAGUACAGACCAAGUGCAUACCGUGGUGUAACCCGAACUCCGGGGCCGUUUAAGGCCGUUGGUACACGAUUGCGGCCAGUUUUGCGUGACUCCACGCAUGCCAGGCGCGAGAGCGGCGCCCAGACCGAUGUAUGUGCCCUACCUAACAGGUGGAGUUCUGAUGGGUACCUGGCUCAUAAGUUGCCGCCUCCGCCUACGAGUGUGGUCCCAACCGUGCCAAGGCGCGGCUCGGCCCAGCGCGGCCGCCUCAACGUGCCAGCCCCUGCUCCCACGCAACAGGACGCGCGGCGAGUCUUGUUGAGUGAUAUCGGAUUCACAUCAAUGGUGCCGGAGCUAUCGCGUUCGGCCGAUCCGGUGUGGGCACUCGGCAAACUGCAACCCCAUCCGGAAGAGUCCAUAACGACGUCUACAUCCAAAUUUCUAUCACGUGGCUUGUCGUAUCGCUCCCCUUGCCUGAGUAUGGACCGAAGCAAUGACUGGACACAACAUGCGUAUGCGCAAAAAGCGUCAUCUAUGCACCGACCAUGGCGAUCUUCACUACCGGAUGUCCGGUAUGAUGAUACAGAAGAGCUGCUGCAUGAGGCUGAGACCUUUGUACGGCGGUCCAUUGAUAAUCUACACUCUCCUAAUCUUGACGUGGACAGAUCACAAGGCGGAUCCCAGGUGAUGGGCCAGCCGUACAUCCCGGCCGAGCCGCGACAGUUACGUCUCGGUCAUACCGUUAAGGUCAUCACACCCCAAGGACGUAUCGCUGUAGGCCGAGUCAGAUACGUAGGGCUAGCGGGCGGCAGCGCGGCCAACAGCAGCGUAGUCGUAGGCGCGGAGUUCGCGCACGCGGCGCAGCCCGGCCUGCCGCGCAACGACGGCACGCACCGCGGCCGCCGCUAUUUCCUCGCGCCGCCGCAACACACCGCGCUCUUCGUGCCCUUCUCCAAGGUCGUCAUGGCCUGGGCCAAUUAA